Molecule: messenger RNA, 506 nt
Organism: Liolophura sinensis
Lineage: Eukaryota; Metazoa; Mollusca; Polyplacophora; Chitonida; Chitonidae
Product: large ribosomal subunit protein P2-like
Exons: 4
Coding region: 98-439 (113 amino acids)
Biological process (GO): cytoplasmic translational elongation
Cellular component (GO): ribosome; cytosolic large ribosomal subunit
Molecular function (GO): structural constituent of ribosome
Source: RefSeq, a predicted model, not a curated record
AUUUAAACCGGUGUAAGCGGAUGUGUUGGGCCUUUUCCGCCAUUAUUACACAUUACCCUGCGUGCACUACGUUUCGCGUCUCAAAGAAGGCUUAAAAAUGCGUUACGUGGCCGCAUAUUUGCUUGCGACCCUCGGGGGUAAUGCCAGUCCAUCUAACAAAGACAUCGAGAAGAUUCUAGGGAGCGUGGGAAUUGAUGUGGAAGCUGACAAGGUUAAGAAGGUGAUCGACGAGUUGAAGGGAAAGUCCAUUGAACAAGUCAUUGCUGAAGGCGAGAAAAAGUUGGCUUCUGUGCCAUCAGGAGGUGCUGUAGCUGCAGGAGGUGCCGCCCCAGCUGCAGGUGGUGGUGGAGGUGCCGCACCAGAAGCCAAGAAAGAAGAGAAGAAGGAAGAGCCUGAAGAGGAGUCUGAUGACGACAUGGGAUUCGGGCUGUUUGACUAACCUCUCUCAGCUCCUCUUUUGUUAAACAGGAUGAUUAAACAAGUCAAAUUCUGAACUCUGCUGAAAA